Messenger RNA from Scatophagus argus, 2199 nucleotides. RefSeq names its product desert hedgehog signaling molecule (gene dhh). Bases 722 to 2104 code for a protein of 460 amino acids. Lineage: Eukaryota; Metazoa; Chordata; Actinopteri; Scatophagidae. Gene Ontology annotation, biological process: cell fate specification; multicellular organism development; cell-cell signaling. Gene Ontology annotation, molecular function: patched binding; calcium ion binding. The record is from RefSeq and is a predicted model, not a curated record. The transcript has 3 exons.
GAAGGGAGGGCAAUCUUGUCCGGACGCUAAUAAGACCCAAUGGCUGGUGCAAGGUGGCCAGGAGCUCUGCAACGCGACAGAAGACGGUGGACGAAGAAGAGAAGGAAAAAAAAAUCUCAUGAGAGACAUUUCCGUAUGGACAAAGAGGAUGAGAGCGCCACGGGAGCGUCCUUAGGAUUUGCAGGGAGUCAGUCGGGCUUUUGGCGUGCGUCCGUUUGUGGAGCUGCGCGGAAAGAGAAGCGGUAAGUGAGUAGAAACCCACGAAAAGCACCUGCGUCAAGCCUGGUACCUGUGGCGGACGUACGAAGAUGACUCUCAGUUCACAGGAGGCUUAGAGGUGGCUAAUAGUUGGCGAAAUCUUUGUGAAGAAACCUUCCAAAUCUAUUCUGUCUUCUUAUUUUUAAUAGCUGAUGCCAAACUUCCGAAAGUUUAGGUUUCAGCCAAUCAGCUCAUCCACUGGGCUUGUAUUUGUCAGUGCAAGCCUAGAGUCAGGACUGCUGACUUUGCACUACUGAACUCUUUUUUUUCUGAUCAUAAAAAAAGAAGUACCCACAUGUCCCAAUGAUUACUAUUUUUUGUCAUAUCAGUAUCAGCUUUAAUACCACAUGAUUUGGAAUGGACCAAGAUUUGACCCUCAUUCACAUGCUAUCACACACCUGGAACUGGGGUAUUGCUGUAGGCACCGUGAGCUAUUGACUCCUGGGAGCCCCAAGCCUCCCCAAUGAAGCAGUCCUGGUGGGCCCGCCUGGCACAGCUCAGCCUGCUUGCUGCGUGGACCUGUAUGUGGCUGGUCCAGGCAUGUGGACCGGGCCAUGGGUAUGGCAUCCGCUCCAGGCCCAAGAAACUCACAGCCAUGCACUACAAGCAGUUUUUCCCCAACUUCUCAGAAAACAACCUUGGUGCCAGCGGGAGAGCAGAGGGCAAGAUCACACGCAACUCUGAACGCUUCAAUGAACUUGUGUGCAACUACAACCCAGACAUUGUCUUCAAGGAUGAGGAGAACACCAACGCAGACCGCUUUAUGACUAAGCGAUGUAAGGACUGUUUGAACAGGUUGGCUAUCGCAGUGAUGAACCAGUGGCCAGGGGUACACUUACGCGUGACAGAGGCCUGGGAUGAGGACGGUCACCAUCCUCCUGGCUCUUUGCACUAUGAAGGCCGGGCCGUGGAUAUAACCACUGACGACAGAGAAACGGACAAGUAUGGCCUUCUUGCCCAGCUGGCUGUGGAGGCUGGCUUUGACUGGGUCCAUUAUGAGUCCAAAUAUCACAUUCACUGCUCAGUAAAAGCUGAUCACUCUGUCGCAGUGGAAAAAGGUGGCUGUUUCCCUGGCUGGGCCCGGGUGACGGUUGCUGGAGGGGUGCAGAGGAGCCUGUCGUCGCUGGCUCCUGGAGACAGAGUCAUGGCCCUGUCUGGGACAGGCCAAAUCGUGUUUAGCCAAGUCCUCUUGUUUUUGCAUCGUGACCAAGAAAGCUGGUCUACUUUUCUGUCUCUGGAGACAGAAGAUGGCCACAGAUUGGCUGUCACUCCACAUCACUUGGUCUUUUUAGCAGCCCAUUGCAGACUUGACAGCAGUGAGUACAAGGCUCAAUAUGCUAGCAGAGCCAAAACAGGAGACUGUGUUCUCAUCCAUGCAGCAGAGGGUCAAGUACGUUCAUCUCAAAUCAUCUCAGUUUCAGUAGACGAGAGUGUGGGAGUGUAUGCACCCUUAACAGAAGCUGGAACAGUGUUUGUUGAUGGGGUGCUGGCAUCCAGCUAUGCACUGGUGGAGAAUCACCAACUUGCACACUGGGCGUUUGGACCUGUGCGAUUUGUCUCCUCAUUUAGCCAAAUACUUUGGGGGGUGACAACAAAAGAACAGCAGACCACAGACAGUGAAACAGCUUGCACUAAGACUCCAUUGCAUUGUAGCACUUUGGUCGCAAAGGAUACAGGAGGUGUGUUUGUGAAUAAUGGUUUUCUGAGCAAACAAGACAAUCUGAGUGAACCUCUGAGGAUUGAAAUGAAUGAGAAGCACAGAGGGUCAUCACAUGUACACUGGUAUGCUAGACUGCUGUACAGUUUUGGCUGUAUCUUUUUAGAUGCCAACUUAUUUCAUUCUUAAAAGCCUAGAACUAUAGAUCAGUACAUGUCACACUGUUCAAUGUUCCAACGCUAACGCUUCCUGUUCUCUUGUUCAAUAAAUUAAAAGCACUGGAA